AUGAUUCGCCAGCUGAAGCUCGAGACUCCUCGGGUCCGCGAGUUCUGGGGGCUGCGCGCCGCGCUAGCGCAGGCUCAGGAGGAGUCGAAGGCGGAGCUUCGCCAGGAGCGGCAGCGGCUGCGGAGUGCAGAGGCGCUGCUCGCGCAAGCCGAGCGCUACGAGGGUGGUGCGAGCUCCGAGGCCGUGGACGGGCUGCGGUGCCGCCUGGAGGAGCUCGCGCGAUCGCACGUGCAGGUCGGCGAGGUGGAGCUCAGCGAGGCGAGGGGUGCUCUCGCCAUCGCCCAGGAGAAGCUGUCACGCGAGCAAGAGGCGGGCCAUCGGCUGCGCUCGGAGCUGGCCGCGGCGCGGGUGAGCGUGGAUGUGGGCGCAGCGACGCUGGAGGGCGGCGCGCGUAAGAGCUACGGCGGUGCGGUAAGCAGCCUGCUGGGGACGGGCGGCGACGAGGGCGUCCGGCAGCAGCUUCGCGACACGCAACGCUGCCUGCAGUCCGCGAUGGUCGAGCUGACCUCCCUCGCUGCGCGGAGCGCCGAGCAGGCGGCGGAGCUCGAGUCGCUGCGCCAGGCGGCGGCCACCGGCGGCGCUGCGACGCCGCCGGCCUCUAGCCGUUGCGCGGCGGCGCCGAGCGGCGGCGCUGAGCUCGAGAGGGCUCGCGGCGCGGCGGCGGAGGCGCAAGCGGCGCUCGAUGCAGCGGUGGCGGAGGGCCGGGCGGCGGAGUCCGCGCUGUCCGGCGAGGUGAGGAGGGCGGAGCAGCGCUCUUCGGAGGCGCAGCGGGCGCACGGCGCAGAGGCGCGCCGCUGGACUGCGACCCUGACGGCGGCGCGGGCGGCGGCCUCUGCCGAGGCGGCUGCGGAGAGCGGUGUGCGCUCGUCCCGCGCUGCGGCGCGCAAGGCGCUCGACGAGGCGGAGCAGACUCGCGCCGAGCUGCAGCGAGAGGCGGCCGGGGCGGCGGAGACGCUCGCGGUGGAGCGGCGGCGUGCGGCCUCCCGCGCCGCGAGAUUGCGGCUGCGGCUGACGUUCGCGCUGUCGAUGGAGCGGCUCCGUGCAUCUGCCGCCCGGCAGGGGGCGCGGGAGGCCAUCGCUCGCGGGGCCGCAUACGCUGCGGCGUGCGACGAGCUGCUGGCGAGAGUGGAGGAGCUGACGACGCGUGAGGAGGCGGUCGCGGCCGGCCAGGGCGGCGGUUGGGAGGCGGAGCGGGCGGAGCUGCUGCUGCGGUGCGAAGAGGCGGAGGCGGAGGCCGAGUCGCUGCGUGAGCAAGCGGGCGCGCAGGCGGAGGUUGCUCGAGAGCGCGAGGUGUGCGGCCGGCUCGAGGCGCAGCUGGCGGAGGGCUCUGCCGACGAAGCGCUCAGCCAGCAGCUCGAGAGGCGCUUGGCGGACGGGGCUCUCGACGAGCUGCGCGCGUGCGCGGCGCGCGACCGUGACGAGGCGCGCGACCGCUUCGCCGCACUUGAGGCGGAGCUGUCGGGUGCGCGGGCCGGCGCGGGCGAUGCGCGUGAGCAGGCCGAGGCGAGCGCCGCCGCGGAGCGCGAGGCGGCCGCGCAGGAGGCGCACCGGUCGGCCCUCGCCGCCGAGCGAGAGCGGCUCGCGCGGUCGACGGCGGAGCUGAGCGACGUGUCGCGCUGCCUGGGCGAGCGCGAGGCGCAGCUGCUCGAGCUGCGCCGCGCGCGCGAGGCGGAGGCGCGCGAGGCCGAGGCGCGCGCUCGCGCGAGCGAGGCUGAGGCGGCCGAGGCGCGCAGGCGCGAUCGCGCGCAGGCGCAGCUUGCCGAGCUCGACCAUGUGCGUGGCGAGGCGGCCGGCCAGAGGGAGCGUGCCGAGCGCAUAGAGGCGGCGCGCAGCCGCGAGCUCAACGAGGCGCGCAGGCAGCAGUGGGAGACGCAGGCCCUGGCGGAGCAGUCUCUGGACCAGGCGAGGCGCGCCUUGGCGGCCGAGCAGCGGUCGGCACAGGAGGGUCGCGCUGCCGCUGCAGCGCAGCUGGCGCGUGCGGAGGCGCAGCUCGGCGCCGAGCGCGCACGCGCGCAGGGCCGGGAGGCGAGCUUGGCCGCGCGACACCAGGAGCUCCUUGCCUCGCUCCAGCGCGAGCGGGAACGAGCCGCCCAACUCCCGCCGCAGCAACUCCCGCACCAGAGCCAGCCGAGCGGCGGCGACGCGGCGCAGCUCCGCGCUGCGCUCGCGGCCAAGCGCGAGGCGGAGGAGAGCGCGCAGCAGGCGCAGCAGCAGGAGCCCUCCUCUUCCACGCCGCCUGUCCCGCUCGCUUUCCGCACACGAAAGGCGGCAGCACCAGCCGCCACCCCUGCCGCCACCCCUGCCGCGCGACACGGCUUCGGUCGCAGCGUCGGGGUGGACUCCGACGAGGAGGACGACGAGGCGUCGCCAUUUCACGGAGUGUCGCGCAGCGGCGGCGCGCCGCGCGUCUACGAGCCGCCGUCACGCGACGGCUCCCUCUUCUCUAUGGGCCGCGUGCGGCAGCUCUUCUCGAAGGCGGGCCUCGAGGUCUCGCCCCGCAUCCUUGCGGCUCUCGGCGGCAGCGGUGGCCGCCGCGGCGGGGGCGCAAAGUACGGCUCGCAGCUCCUCCGCACCCCUGCGGCCAACUCUCGCCAAGGCUUGUCAUCGAGCAACUCCUCUCGCCAAGGCUUGUCAUCGAGGUCGACCGGCACCGCGCUCUCCUCCGCCGAAGGACCUUCAACGAAACGGUCGACCUACACUUUCUAG
Molecule: messenger RNA, 2706 nt
Organism: Emiliania huxleyi CCMP1516
Lineage: Eukaryota; Haptophyta; Isochrysidales; Noelaerhabdaceae
Exons: 9
Coding region: 1-2706 (901 amino acids)
Source: RefSeq, a predicted model, not a curated record